AUGCCUGGGAAGGUUUCCAAAUCCCCUACCAAGAAGCCGGUCAAGUCCAAAAUUUCAAAAUCCCCAAAGAAAAAAACCACAAACCCCAAGAAAUCUACUAAGCCGAAGGGCAGCAAAAAGGGAAAGAUCACCAACAAAAACAGGAAGAAACCAUCCAAUUCGUAAGCUCUUAUCACAAAUAAUGAAAUUAAAACUUUUUUUAAAAUUACAGUAAGAAACUUGGAGCCAAGAAGAGUAAAGGCAAGAAGACUAAGGAUGGGAAAGCUUCAAAGGCCAAAAAAGAAAAAAAGGCCAAGAAAUCCAAAAACAAGAAACCAAAAAAUGGAAACGAUGGGAACGUGGAGGAAGACAGCGACUCAAGUUCAUCUGAAUCCAGUUCAGAAUCCGAAAAGGAAUCCGAAGGAAAAGUUGAGAAACCAAAGAAAGAGAAGGUGAAAAAGGAGAAGAAAAAAGAAAAGAAAGAUAAAGCAGAAUCUUCCGCAGAACCAGAAAAUGGAGAUGAUGAUGAACAACCUGAUCCCAACCAGAACGAUGAAGGGGGAGAAAAUCAAGAAGAGAACGAAGAAAAUGAAAGGGAGAACGAUUUGACGGUGAGCUUCUUGUCGUGUCACGCCACAAAAAAAUAUUUCGCGUCCGGUCAUUAUGCGCAGAAAUCAUUAUAAGAAGAUUUCUGAAAUCCUGGCAAAUAGCCUCAGAACCUUUAUCUGUUUGUAAAGAUGUGCAUUUUAUGUAUUCGUACUGUUAAAAAGAAAUUUUUGGUUUUUUUUCUAAAAAUACUCGAUUUGAGUGUUUUCGAUGGUGCUGAUUUCAAUUUUGGCGUCUUGUAGAGCCCCAAAGUGCCAUGUACAGGGUGUUUCGAGAAAUGUUGCAGAAAGUUUUUGAGGAUAUCUUUGCGCUUUUUGCAGCUUACAAGAAGUUUAAAUUGAUUUUAAAACUUGAAGUUAGAAUACGCCAAAGGAGUUUUUUCGCGUUGAAAAUUUCGCGUCCCGACAUUUCGGGUCAGGGACAACUCGGGUCGCGACACUUCGUGUCAACGACACCUCGGGUCAACGACAUUUCGGGUCAACGAUACCGUUUAAUAUUUUCGCUUCGGGACUGGGAAAACAGAAUUUUUUUGGUGUAUUUGAAAAAAUUUUGAAAUGUUUUCGCUUCGGGACUUGGGAAAAAGGAUUUUUGAAAUUGAAAUCUUUUCGACUUCUUUUAGACGUUAAUGGUUUUGUUUUGGUGCCUAGUACUGCUUUCAAAAACAGAUUUUAACACUAGGUACUAAAUUGUACUACCUGGUACUAUUUAGUACGAGGUUAAAAUUUGGCCGUAAGGCGGUAAUGGUGUUGGUUUGGUGCUUAGUAGAGCCCAAAAACACGGUUUUAACACUUGGUACUAUAUAGUACCAGGUGGUACUAUCGGUUUUAGACAAAAUUUUAGUGCUGACGACAUCACAGUUUAUAUUCAGUCAGUUCAUAUUCAGUCAGGCACACUUUUUUCCCAGUCCCGAAGCGAAAACAUUUCAAAAUUUUGUCCAAAUUCACCAAAAAAUUCUUUUUUCCCAGUCCCGAAGCGAAAAUAUUAAACGGUAUCGCGACCUAGGUCGCGAGCUGACCUAAAGAAAGUGUCUUGACCAUCAUAGUCAAGCAUUGAGACCAUAUUCGGGUAAUUUUUGGCAACCUCCUUGACCCCGGUCACUGCCUAAGUCUAUUAAUUUUUACAAAAAGUUACGUUUCGUCAUAAAUGAAAGAAUACAGUAACCUCGCUAGCAUUUUUGUUUCAGGCAAACCCAUCUGGAUCCCUGUUCAUCCCGCCUGUCACUAAAGGCAAUAAUCCCGACCAGCCUCAACCUCAAUGA
Messenger RNA from Bursaphelenchus xylophilus (pine wood nematode), 1843 nucleotides. NCBI's taxonomy places the organism in Eukaryota, Metazoa, Nematoda, Chromadorea, Rhabditida, Aphelenchoididae. The record is from the annotation of a GenBank genome assembly.